Messenger RNA from Maniola jurtina (meadow brown), 1399 nucleotides. RefSeq names its product phenoloxidase-activating factor 2-like. Gene Ontology annotation, biological process: proteolysis. Bases 71 to 1396 code for a protein of 441 amino acids. Gene Ontology annotation, molecular function: serine-type endopeptidase activity. The transcript is spliced from 10 exons. Lineage: Eukaryota; Metazoa; Arthropoda; Insecta; Lepidoptera; Nymphalidae. The record is from RefSeq and is a predicted model, not a curated record.
UGACAGAAAAAUUAAUAGUCCGCUUUGCAGAUGACGACCGGCGCGUACUAGUUCUUAAUCUGUUUGCAAAAUGAGGUCACAAGCUGUGCCGAUCUUGAUGGCGACGCUGGUGUUCUGUUCAGCUGAUAGAUCAUGGGGCAGAGGCAACGCUGCUCCAGGCCCAAACACAGUUAGCGGUAUCAAUGCGGCUAAGGCCUUACUCGAUCAAUAUAAUGCAAUGCAUGGAGGCACUCCAACAUCCAGUCAAGUAACCACUCCAGCAUCUAGUCAAGUAACCUCUCCAGCAUCUAGUCAAGUAACCUCUCCAGCAUCUACUCGAGCUCCUGCGACGUGUUACACAAAACAGCAAGAUGUAGGCGCAUGCGUGAAAACUUCCAUGUGUGAUUUGGCCCCGCCCAAGAUUAACCCUGCCACGCUGUUCGGGUACAGGACGCGAAAAACCUCUGCAAAUGGCUGCGCUUUCCUCGAAAUCUGUUGUCCUAAUGACAAAAUCAGACCGACACCAGUACCGCCCCCCACUGGUACCAGCGGUGGUACGCCACCAGGUUGCGGGUACAGCAACCCAGCCGCUGCCAGGUUCAGGCAGGGGCCGGGGGCUUCCAACAGUGGUUACGCCGACUUCGCCGAGUUCCCCUGGAUGGUUGCUUUAUUGGAUAAAACGAAAGCAAACCAAAACUCGGCAAAUGCUGCAGCUAAUUCUGGCUAUAUGGCAGGAGGCACGCUCAUUCACCCGUCUGUGGUGAUGACUGUAGCGCACAAAGUCGAUACUUUGAACCCGAGUGAUCUGGUAUGCCGAGCUGGUGAAUGGGACACAGAGAGUGACAACGAGGUGUACACCCACCAGGAGCGUGACGUCAUCGACAUUAUUCCGCACGAACAAUUCAACAAAUUGCACGCCCAUAACGAUAUAGCACUUUUGAAAUUGGCGACUCCAUUUGUGUUCCAACCCCACAUCAGCGUGGCCUGCCUCAGCCCCGCAAUGCCACCCUCCGAGACUAUGUGCUACAGCAUGGGCUGGGGGAUGGACUUCACCAAGGGCAAAUACUACGCCAACGUCCUGAAGAAGGUACCUUUGGGGUUAAUUUCUUCUGUUGAAUGCGAGGAGAGGCUCAGGCAAACCAGACUAAGCCGAAGCUACUACUUGCAUCACUCGCUCACCUGCGCUGGCGGGUUGCUUAAUGUCGACACGUGUAUCGGGGACGGAGGCUCGUCUCUUGUCUGUCCUAUAGGGGACCCAGCUGAUCGCCGCUACACCGUGGUGGGCAUGGUAGCCUACGGGUUGGACUGCGGGCAGGCCGGCGUUCCCAGCGUGUACACGAAGGUUCCAGAGUUCUACAACUGGAUCUCCAACCAGCUCGCGAUCGAAGGCCUCAGCGGCAGGCCCUAUGUUUCAUAAAAA